CCAGCCAGCCAGCCAGCUUCCUCCUGGUGUCCGCACGUAUACCAGAGAGCGACUGCUGAGUUUCGUGGCUCCUUCGGUUCACUCAGUAGCGCCGGGUGUCUCGACGCGGCAAGAGCUUAUAAUUUGCCCUAGUGUUGCCCUACCAUCCCCCAUUUCUCCAUCGAAUUUUUACACACCGAUCGUAUUUCCUACUGCUUCCCCACCACCACUACACUACACUAACCCAACCACCCACUUACCCACCCACUCAGUUAUCUCACUCUUCCACACUAUUUCAUCGUAAAUACCUUCUUUUCGAUCACUCAUUAAAACAUGAUCUUCAGUGAUAUUAUAUUAAAUACGUUUUGAGGAUUAUUUAUAUUCAUACAUAUAUAUAUAUAUGUAUAUCGAAUGGAUCUCGCGGGAUAAGGGAGCCGCCCAGCCGCGAAAACGCGCAAAACCCUUCCUACCUUUAGCAACCUAGACGACCAACCCCACUCUCUUCACUCUACUCCGCUUGCGACUCCUCGACGCGCAUGAAAACAUCGGCGCGGCGCGUGCAAUCUUUGUAGUUGACUGGGUGACAGCGUGUGCUUUGGAUCCUACGGAUAGUUUUCUUCGGAGGAUUAUAUCGUUGUACUUCUUCCUCUUCUUUUUCUUCUUCUUCCUACUCUUCCUCCUCCUUCUUUUUCUCUCCUUCUUCUUCUUCGCACUAUUAUUAUUUUUAUUAUUAUUAUUAAUCGUUUCAACAACACCUGUUUUUUUUUUCUUUUUAUUUUUUCCCAUUCUGAUCUCGAUAUAAUCGAAGGAACGUGGAGUUAUGCCAGUGACGAGAGUGCCAACUGUCUUUCAUCCUGAUGGUGGUGGUUGUGAUGUGAAUGAUGAGAUAAAUCAUUCCAAGCUAUCGUCGGACCAGUGCUACCAGUCUGAACUCAAUUGUGAUACUAUUACUACUACUACUGUUACUACCACUAUUGCUACUACUGUUAAAAGUAAUAUCGCUACCAGUGCUGCUGCUGUUGCUGCUGCUACUACUACUACCACUACUACUACUGCUUGUUCUCGUGCUAUUGGUGCUCAAUCAAGGAAACGUAACCAUUACGCAUUUGUGACUUUUCUUCGGAUCAACAUGACAGCCGUUAUCAUCGGUAUUAUCGGUGUCUUCGUUGUCCAGUUCGCUGGUACACUUGGUAUCUCCAACAAAGGUGGUGACAUCAAAGUUGAAAUAAAAAUGCCAAGGGAAGCUGAGGAAGGUUCCACAGUCGAAUUAAGAUGCGAAUGGCGACUUUUGGGUGGAGCUGGUCUUUAUUCCGUCAAGUGGUACAAGGACGAACACGAAUUUUUCCGAUACGUACCAGACAACGAUCCCAAAAUACAAACAUUUCCACAACUUGGUAUACACCUCGACAAGAGGUCAAACAGCGAAAAGUCGAUAAGGUUGGCGAACGUGAGGUUGGAGACAUCCGGUCAAUACAAAUGCGAGGUAUCAACCGAAGGUCCAUCGUUCGCCUCGUUUCAUAAAACCGCUAAUUUAACAGUAAUUGCUCUUCCGGAACGAGGACCGGAAAUCACGGGCUUAUCCGAGCACUACGCCGUUGGCGAAAACGUGACUGCCAACUGUACGGCCUGGCCUUCGAUACCAAAAGCCGAUCUCCGCUGGACCAUCAAUGGAGAAACGGUGCCAGCAGAGAACACGGUACAGCAUCCACCUCUGGCUCCAAUAAACUCCAAAGGUAUACCAAACAGCCUUGGUUUACGUCUGGAAGCAGAACCAAGACACUUCGGUGGUGGUAGGCUGGUUAAGAUCAAAUGCAUCGCCAAAGUCGGUUCUCAUAUGUACGAAGCUAAGAGGGAGGUCAUGAUGGCCUAUGUGAACAACCAGAGGCUGAGUGCCGGUGAUCUUCGCAGCAACAGAGCCUGUCGUAACGACGAUCGAUUUCUGUAUGGUCCUCUGAUCUUUUCGAUCCUUUUGAUCAUCGUUGCAACGUGACCGUGCAGAACGUGAACAGAGUUAUCCGCGAAUCACGCUUUAACGCGUAUUACGUCACGUCUGCUAGACGGAUUCAGUGUCAGUCGUCCGAUCCUUACGUAUAAUAUUAACCUAGCCGUUAAGGUAUUAGAUGAGUGAUCUACUAUGAUCCGAACGACGAUGACUAAUUUUUGUUACUUUCAUUUCUUUUCUUUGUCUAUCUCUUUAUCUCUUUCUCUUUCUCUCUUUUUCUGUUUUUCUCUGUUUCUCUGUCUGUCUCUCUUUAUCCUUUUGUUUCUUUAUUUUUUUGUUUUUUUACUUUCUCUCUCUUUCUCUCUCUCUCUCUUUCUCUAUCUUUCUCUUUCUUAUUUCUCUUUUAUUUUUCUUUUAAUUUCAUCAUCAAUCCGGAGUAAAAAAGUAAAGAAGCUUACCCAAACGCUUUUCUUGACUGUCACAUAAAACCUCGUUAUAUCGUUGACUUACAAUUAUUUUCUGAACACUCGAAUUAUCUGUACUUAUUAUUAGAGAUAUGUCAAUAACUUCAUAUAUAUGUAUAUGUGUAUAUUUUGAUUUAUUAUUAAUUAAUUUAUUUAUUUAUUUAAAAAGGUACCGAUAGGUCGUUUUACUUAUACGUUUAUUAUAUCGAUUCAAAUCAAUUUCUAUUGUUAAUUUUAAUAAGUAAAAAAAAAAAACAAAAAAAGAAGAACUCGACGAUUUCGACAGAGAGAAAAAAAAACGUUUUAAUUCGUCGAUAAUAUCCCGUUGGCAUAUUUUAAACGACUUCACCAAUGAGAUUUCUUUUCCUUAUCAGUCUAUUAAAUCCUGAUCCUCCUAACGAGUUCUAGAACGACCGAAAGCUUCUUUAAACUUUCUUAUAGUAGAACGAAGUCCGAUCAUUUUCUUGCCUUUACUCGUCGAAGCUUAAAAGUUACAACGGUUGUCGGUUAGCUUGUUCGGCAAAAUCUGAUAUCGAUUAUUUGUCGAUUGUCGUUUAAUAAUGUCACCAAUUUUCGACGAAAUAAUAGAAAAUACGAACCGCGCGAAACGAAACGAAACGAAACGAAACGAAACGAAACGAAACGGAAUGAAACGAAACGAGACAUAUCGUUGCACCCGAACGAGCGCAAAACAGCGACGAUAAAUAAAUUCAUUUAAACCCGACAUUCGAUUACUUUGCGCAAUUAACAGACAUUUUUUGUAGAAUUUGUUUAGAAAAAUUUUUCCAUGAGCCACCAUUAAGUAGAGGACCAUUGGAAGGAAGAGGAUGAAGAGUGCGAGCGAGAACUGAGAGGAGAGAAAAAUUGGAAGAAAAUUACACGCAUGAUAUUUAUUUGAAAAAUUAUAACAAUUUUGUAUAUCGCUAGAUAGAAAGAGAAACAGAGAGAGAGAGAGAGAGAGAGAGAAAGAGAAAUACAUUUUCUCUUCUUUAUUUCGAACUAAUGAAACCGGACUCGUAGAGAGUAAUUAUCGACUUUUUAAAAAUGUUCAGUGUAAGAGGGUGAGGAAAAAGAGAGCGAGGGAAAGAUAAAAAGAUAUAUAUAUAUAUAUAUAUAUAUAUAUAUAUAUAUAUAUAGAAUCAACCCUCCUAUAACACGGUUAAUUCGUUUCGUGUUAUAUCGAAAUUGUGUUAAAAGAAAUUGUGCUAUAUUGGAGAAGAAUUGUACAAGUUUAUUAAGUCGUGCCACACACAUAGACACACGGACAUAUAUAAACAUAUAUCAAAACGACGUUAUAGGAAUAUCGUGUUAAACAAGGUUUCUUUUAUAUGUUGGAAUAUUUUUCACCGUGUUAUAUAGAAACCGUAUUUAUUUUCGGAGUAGCGUGCUUUAAGAGGAGUCAAGUGUGUACAUACGUACGUACGUAAUAGGUACAUAUACGAGACUUUCAUAGGACUCUAAAAAAAGUUAACUGUAACAAUCACAAAUAACGUUUCACUUAAAAUCCACGGUAAUUGCCGAGUUUACUGGCUACAACGAUAAAAAAAAAGGGACAAAUUACCCGCAGGAGAAAGAGAGAGAGAGAGAGAGAGAGAGAGAGAGAGAGAGAGAGAGAGAGAGAGAAAGAUAAAUCGCAAGUAUAUAAGUAAACGAUCGUAUGCGUCACCUGCGAGUAACACUUCGAUCGAUAACCGGAACUUACCGAUGUCGAUUAGAAACUAUAUACGUAGGUUCGUAUGUGUAUGUAUAAGUUAUGAACGUAUAUAUGCACAGUGAAUGCAUGUACGUGUAUUUACAUACAAACGUACGUACGUAACACUCAAAAUCUUGUAGAAUUUUCGAUGAUCGAGUGAAACUUUAUCGCAAGUUGAAACGUUUCGUUCGCAAAUAUACGAAAGUUCAUGUCGUUUUGUUUAUUUGUGACUGGUUGUACGUUCGUCCUAGCGCUACCGUUAUCGUUAUCAUUAUCGUUAUCAUUAUCGUUAUCAUCCCCGUCGAACAUUUUCCACGUUGUUCCGUGUGAACUCGAGUGUUAGACGUUUUCAUCGUAACGUCGAGGCGGUCUCGCGACUCUCGUUAACGUUAACAAAAGCGUUGCUCGGCUUGAGUAAGAAAGAGAAAGAGAAAGAGAAAGAGAAAUGGAGAGAGAGAGAGAGAAAGAGUGAAAGAGAAAGAGAAAGAGAGAAAGAGAAAAAGACAGACAGAGAGAAAGAGAGAAAGAGACAGAAAGAAAAAUGCCAAGAGGUAAAAGUAAAAACGCGACGAUUCUAAGGGAAGACGCGAUCAUGCUCGACUACCCUUCGUCGGAAAGACACGACAAAAGGGAGAGAAAGAGAGAGAGAGAGAGAGAGAUAGGAAGGGUUGGUAAGACAAGAAAGUAAUUGUCAGAUGUAGCAUAGAGUGAAAGAGUGCGAAAAAAAGAGAGAGAGAGAGAGAGAGAGAGAGAGAGAGAAAGAAGGUUAAAGUUAAAAGAAAGAAAGAAAGAAAGAAAGAAGAAGAAAAAUGAGAAAAGUAAGAAAGCAUGAGCGAUUGUGUGCCUGACCGAGGCAAACGUGCUGAACUAGAGAACGAGACGUGCGAGACUCAAGAGGAAAAUAGUCUUAGAGUAGAAGGAACUACUAUAUGUAGUAACGGGGUCUAACGAAAAUAAAGAAAGGAAAAAGAAAAAAGAAGUAAAACGUAGAGCCAGAAAGAAAUAGAACGAUGCUAGGACGUUGGGUGGUGCGUAGUACAUUAUAUGUAUGUAUCUAUGUUGAAAUGAAAGUGCAAGAUUUACUACGUCAUUGUAUCAUGUUCAUAUAUAUAUAUGAACGCAUGCAUAUGAAGUUAUGAAGGAUUGAAAUAUACAUAUAAAAAAGAGGAAGUAAUCAUGGUCGAGUUACGUCACAAAGUAUUCUCUCUCUCUCUCUCUCUCUCUCUCUCUUUCUUUCUUUCUUUCUUUUUCUUUCUUAUUUCGAUCACUAUCGUUCAUCGACCCGACUCGUUAUUUAUUACUUCGAAUAAUUUAUGACUUUACUAGAUCCCUCUCUCUCUCUCUCUCUCCUUCUCUCACUUUUACACACACAUACACAUAUAUACAUCUACACAGAUUGUAUUGAGCCAAUCUUGCGCAUAAACACCACCUUAAACGAGCAACGCACAGCCAAAGUUUUAUCGACGCGAAUAUCGGCUUCGUGAAAGAACGUCAUCCUCGUCAUCGUCGUCGUCGUCGUCGUCGUCGUCGUCGACGUCGUUGUCGUCAUCAUCGUCGUCGUCGUCGUCGUCGUCGUCGUCGUCGUCGUCGUCGUCGUCGUCGUCGUCGUCGUCGUCGUCGUCGUUUUGAAAAAAGAAAAGAUGCUUUCGUUGCGCGUUUACGAGCAAAGAAGACUCGCUCGGCUCCGAUACGGUUCGCUGCGUCAGAUGAUCCCGAUUUUUCUUUCUAUUUUUUUUUCUUCUUCCUUUUUAUUUUUUUUUUUUGUUUUUAUACUUUCCCCUCUCUCUCUCUCUCUCUCUCUCUCUUUCUCUCUCUCUUUAUCUUUCUCAUAACGAUCCUACCUACCUUCCUUUUUUCUUCCGUAGCUCGUAUGUCAUUAACGUUGACACGUCUACCGAGCGAGGAACUUAAUGGCUCCGGAGAUGAGACGGAAGAAAAUCCGUAGUACGUUCGGUGAAUCUCUCGAUUACGUUACCGAGCUACGUCCGUGAAAUGAAAAGAAUGUAGAUCAGUCGAGAUUAGUACACCAACGUGAGACUGGAUAAAAAAAGGAUUUGAUCUGUUCGAAAAAAAAAAAAGAAAAAGAAAAGGAAAAAAAGAAAAAUAAGGACGUCGUGCAAUACGUGAGACACUUUACGUGUCACGAAAGUAUUUCCCAAAUGUUUUAUUUAACAAAUCCGUGAGGACGUUUAAUUUUCAGAAAGUUCUCGUAAAACUUUUACGUGAGUUCUUUAGAAUAACGUAGUAAAGAUUUUUACUUUUUUUUUUUUUUUUUAAAUAAUAUAACAGAGAGUAUCGUUCUACCAGAUUCUUAUAAAUUAUAUUUUAUAUCGUUAACAGAUAAUUAGAAUGGUAUUAUUAAAAUAGUUGAGAAAUGCUGUCUCGAAACUUUGGAAAACUUUCGUCUAUCAAAAAAUUAUGUAAUUUCAAAGUUAUCGUAUUACUUUUGUACUAUUGCAAUUAUAUUCUCUCUCUUUCUCUCUUUCUCACACACAUAGACACUCUGUAUAUAGUAUAUAUGAAUAUAGUAUCUUUUUCUCUCUUAUUUAUUGUCGAUAUAACUUGUACUUAAA
Molecule: messenger RNA, 6651 nt
Organism: Vespula vulgaris
Lineage: Eukaryota; Metazoa; Arthropoda; Insecta; Hymenoptera; Vespidae
Exons: 6
Coding region: 800-1969 (389 amino acids)
Source: RefSeq, a predicted model, not a curated record